AUGUGUCACACCAGCUGCUCCUCAGGCUGCCAGCCGUCCUGCUGUGUGUCCAGCCCCUGCCAGGCAUCCUGCUGCAUGUCCAGUCCCUGCCAGGCAUCCUGCUGUGUGUCUAGCCCCUGCCAGCCAUCCUGCUGUGUGUCCAGCCCCUGCCAGUCAGCCUGCUGCAGGCCUGCUACAUGCAUUCCUGUUAGAUACCAAGUGGCCUACUGUGUGCCUGUGAGCUGCAGGCCCACUGUGUGCACGGCCCCCUCCUGCCAGUCCUCUGUGUGUAUGCCCGUGAGCUGCAGGCCUGUCUGUGUGACCUCUUCCUGCCAGUCAUCCGGGUGCUGCCAGCCCUCCUGUCCCACCCUGGUCUGCAGACCUGUCACAUGUGGCACCUCUUCCUGCUGCUGACCAGUGUCUCCAACCCAGCUGUUGUCACCAUAGACAGGACACAUCUAUCCCGCGCCCCCAUCUCCUUCCUCUGUGACUAUUGGUUUGCAAGUGUGCU
This is a messenger RNA of Acomys russatus (golden spiny mouse), 490 nucleotides long. RefSeq names its product keratin-associated protein 12-1. The coding region runs from base 1 to 393 and encodes 130 amino acids. Gene Ontology annotation, cellular component: keratin filament. NCBI's taxonomy places the organism in Eukaryota, Metazoa, Chordata, Mammalia, Rodentia, Muridae. The record is from RefSeq and is a predicted model, not a curated record. The transcript has a single exon.